Molecule: messenger RNA, 480 nt
Organism: Rhizophagus irregularis DAOM 181602=DAOM 197198
Lineage: Eukaryota; Fungi; Glomeromycota; Glomeromycetes; Glomerales; Glomeraceae
Source: RefSeq, a predicted model, not a curated record
AUGUUUCAAUUAAGCAGAGUUGCUUAUCAAAGUCUCUCUCGUGGUUUAGCCACUGGACGCGUUAAAGUUCCUCGAAUCAAUAAUUUCAACAACACACUCAAAGAACUUAAGGGUGAUGUUAAGAAUGUUAGCAAAAAGCUAAGCGAAGUUGAGACGGAACUUAAGGGUGAAAUUAAGGGUGUUCAAGAAGAUGUUAAGGGUCUUAGCAAGAAGUUGAGCGAAAAUAGUAAGAAACUGAACGAAAUUGGAACGAAAUUGGAUAUGCAUGUUAAGUACCUUCCGGUACAAACCACUGGCUACGUAUGUGGAGCUCUAGUCGGUGGAACCUCAUUCCUCACUGCUAUUGGGUGGGGUUUUACAUUGGAGAAGAAAGACUCGGCCGAGUCGGUUGGGUGGGUUCGCAACUUACCUAAGUCAGUUCCCAAGAAAUAAUAUAUUUGAUCUUUGCUACUUGUCAUAAAAUAAUAGUUUUCUACUUCU